Messenger RNA from Cyclocybe aegerita, 804 nucleotides. The record is from the annotation of a GenBank genome assembly. NCBI's taxonomy places the organism in Eukaryota, Fungi, Basidiomycota, Agaricomycetes, Agaricales, Hemipholiotaceae.
AUGGUGUCUCAAACCCGACUUGACGGACGAAAAACUGCGGAAACAAGACCGAUUGCUGUAUCAUUUGACAAACUUGCGCGGGCGGAUGGCUCUGCACGGUUCUCGUUUGGAGAAACAAUGGCGCUGGCCUCGUUUUCAGGCCCCAUCGAAGUCAGAUUAGCCUCAGAGCUGCCCUCAAAAGCGACAUUCGAAGUCCAUCUACGUCCUCUCUCUGGUGUAUCAGCAGCAGACGCGAAGUCCUUGUCUUCGGCAAUUCGGUCAACUCUAGAGCCCUCGCUUUUCCUCAACAAAGCACCACGGACACUUGCACAACUUGUUAUCCAAAGCUUGUCACCAUCGCGAGGCGCAUCGUGGAGCGACACGUUGUCAGCUGCCUUUAUCAACGCCAGCUCGCUAGCCCUCGUCAAUGCCGCGUCUAUUCCUAUGCGUGGUAUUGUAUGUGCGGUUGCCAUAGGCUCGUUGCCGGACGGAACCCUCGUUCUGGACCCAAGCGACGCAGAAACAGCGAAGUUGAGAGGAACAGGGUGUUUUGCGUUCAUGUUUGCGGAUGAUAUCGAGGAAGCAGGAACGGACACCGACUGUGUGUGGACGAGCUGGAGGUCGAUCGUUGGCGGCUACGACGAGAAAGAACUCUAUCGGGCGAAGGAGGUGGCAAGGGAGGGGGCCAGGACGGUAUACAGUGCAAUGAAGAAGAGCAUCCAAGGGGCAAUUCUUGGUGUUGGGACUGUCGAACCGACAAGAGACGAGGUCGUGAAGACAGAGGAGUCGGAGAGCUCGGAUGACGACGAAAAGAUGAUCAUAUAG